Messenger RNA from Passer domesticus (house sparrow), 2761 nucleotides. RefSeq names its product prostaglandin E receptor 2 (gene PTGER2). Bases 17 to 1075 code for a protein of 352 amino acids. Lineage: Eukaryota; Metazoa; Chordata; Aves; Passeriformes; Passeridae. Gene Ontology annotation, biological process: adenylate cyclase-activating G protein-coupled receptor signaling pathway; positive regulation of cytosolic calcium ion concentration; cellular response to prostaglandin E stimulus. Gene Ontology annotation, molecular function: prostaglandin E receptor activity. Gene Ontology annotation, cellular component: plasma membrane. The record is from RefSeq and is a predicted model, not a curated record. The transcript is spliced from 2 exons.
GGGCGUGCGGCGCGGGAUGAACGGGACGGGCCGGGCGUACGGGAGCGACGGGGCAGCGCUGCCGGCCGGGGCUCGCCCGCUGGUCAGCGCCCUCAUGUUCUCGGCCGGGCUCCUGGGCAACCUGCUGGCGCUGGGGCUGCUCCUGCGCGGCCGCCGCGGCGCCCGGCAGCGCCCGCCCGCGCUGUUCCACGUCCUGGUGCUGGCCCUGGUGCUCACCGACCUGCUGGGCACCUGCUCCGUCAGCCCCUUGGUGCUGGCUUCCUACCACCGCAACCUCACGCUGACCAGCCUGGCCCGCGGAGGGCACAUCUGCCUCUACUUCGGCUUCGCCAUGAGCUUCUUCGGCCUCGCCACCAUGCUCAUCCUCUUCACCAUGGCGCUGGAGCGCUGCCUGGCCCUGGGGCGACCCUACUUCUACGAGCGCUUCCUGAGCCCCCGCACCGGCCUGGUGGCCCUGCCGGCCAUCUACAGCUUCUCGGCCGCCCUGUGCUCGCUGCCGCUGCUGGGCUUCGGGCGCUACGUGCAGUACUGCCCCGGCACCUGGUGCUUCAUCCAGAUGCACCGGGACCCGCAGCGGGCCGCCGGGGAGGCGGCGGGGCUCGACGUCACCUUCUCGCUGCUCUACGCCACGCUGCUGCUCUUCCUCAUCGUGGCCGUGCUGCUGUGCAACCUGAGCGUCAUCGUGAACCUGGCCCGCAUGCACCGGCGCGGGCAGCGGAGCCGCCGGCUGGCCGGCAGCGAGCAGCCCCGAGCGGCCGCGGGCUGCGGCCGCCGCAUCUUCUCCAUGGCCGAGGAGAUCGACCACCUCCUGCUGCUCUCCAUCAUGACCAUCACCUUCGUCAUCUGCUCCCUGCCCUUCACGAUCCGCGCCUACGUCAACAAGUUCCGCGAGGAGCAGGGCGACCACGAGUGGGACCUGCUGGCGCUGCGCUUCCUGUCCAUCAACUCCAUCGUGGAUCCCUGGGUCUUCGCCAUCCUGCGGCCGCCCGUGCUGCGCCUCAUGCGCUCCGUGCUCUGCUGCCAGCUCGGCCCCACGGCCCCCGCCGGCCGCGCCGCGCCCGCAAAGCCGCGCUAGGCCCGGGGGAUCCUGCCUCCCGACGGGCAGUUCUGGGCCCCUCGCUUUGGGGAGGAUGUUGGGAUGUUGGAGAGCACCCAGAGGAGGAAAUGAGGGUGGUGAGGAGCACAAAUCCUGUGAGGAACCGCUGAGGGAGCUGGGGGUGCUCAGCCUGGAGGAAAGGAGACUCAGGGGUGCCCUCCUCACCCUGCACAGCUCCUGAAAGGUGCCUGUGCUCAGCUGGGCUGGGCUCUGUCUGCAGAGCACACAGCCUGCAGCUGGGCCAAGGGAAUACAGGCUGGAUAUCAGGAAAAGGUUUUUACAGAAAGGUGAUAAAGUUGUGGAAUGGCUGCCCAGGGAGGUGGUGCAGUCCCCAUCCCUGGGGGUGUUUAACAAAGCCUGGAUGUGGCACUGGGGGCCAGGGCUGGGUUGAGCUGUUGGGGCUGGACUGGACUCCGUGACCCUGAAGGUCUCUCCCAACUUGGUGAUUCUGUGAUUCUGUGAAGCUCUGCCUUAGGGCUCACCAGGAUGUGGCUCUGCAGCCUGGGCACGCUGGGGGUGGCUCAGGUGUCACCUGGGAAGACACUGCGGCCUCUCACAGGGACAAAAGUGCAGUCCCCCUUUAGUGGGACCAGGUUGGAAGGGCUGGCGAGUCCCUGGGUGCUGCUGGCGCCCUUAGGGCUGGAGGAGGGCUCAGCCCUGCUGGGGAGGCUUGGGGGGUUUUGUUGGAGCCCCACGGCUGCGGGGUGUUGGGAAGCAGAGGUUCCUGCUGGUGUGCUUCCCAGCAAGGUCUCCGUGGGGUUUUUGGGAUGCAGGCAGGGCUACAGCUCCUGGAGAUGGGGCUGGGUGGCUGCAAACACCCAUCUGGGCCCCCAGAUCCAUGAGGAUUGGGAAGGAGAGGAAGGGAGAAGUGUAUCCUCAAAAAUUCCCAUUUAUUUUAGGCUGGUUGCCUAAAGAGAUGCACUUUUCAGGGCUCAUAUCUGUUUGUCUGUCUGUCCACGCUACACCCCUGAGAUUUUAGGCACUGGUGGGUCCCUGAGGGGCACCAAAGUACUAAAAAAGCCAAAUUUUGGCAUUUCCCUGGCGCUGUGAUGGAGCAGAGCAGCCCCUCCUCAGCACCCAUUUGGAAAUUCCCUUUGUCCUGUGAUUUUUGCAAGAGCCAACAAAGGGAAUAAAGAGCAUGACCAGGGAAUGGUCACAGCCAUGAGCUUCACCCACAUCCAGGGUGGUGCUGCUGGUGGGGUUUGGGUUUGUCCUUGAUUGGGACGAAUAUUUAUUUAAAAUAAAACCUCAAAAAAAAUCAAUAAAAGCAAAAAAAAACCAACUGCAAAACCACCCAGCUCAUCAAUCCUGCCCCGUUGGGCAGCCCCCUUCAGCACCACUAUUUUGUUUUCUGGGAUUCCUCUUGCUCUUUGGGACUCCGGGAUCGUUCCCACUGGGAUGAGGAGCACCCAGCUCCACAUCCCAAGGCCACCACUGCCAUUAGGAAUUUCCUUGUGGCUCCCAUUUGAGCAGCAUCCAGCACAGCCAGUGGCAUUUGUGCAAUUCCCAGUGUGGAGUCUCAUUUGGGAGCUGCAGCUCUGCUCAGGGAGCCCAAAGGUGCCGAGGUUUGGGGCUUUUCCGUGGUUUGUGAGUCGAGGUGAUGUUAAAAAUAAAUAAAUAAAAUAAAAAGAGUUAUUAUUUAAAUAAUAAAUGUCUCUCAGAGGA